Molecule: messenger RNA, 1080 nt
Organism: Canariomyces notabilis
Lineage: Eukaryota; Fungi; Ascomycota; Sordariomycetes; Sordariales; Chaetomiaceae
Exons: 2
Coding region: 152-997 (281 amino acids)
Source: RefSeq, a predicted model, not a curated record
ACCCAACAGGUUUCCGUAUAACGUCAUCCCAUCUCUGUUGGCGGCGCUAGUAGCGGCGUCGGCAAGGAUACGACGAGCCUUACCCUGCCCUCGGGCCUGCCUUUGGUGAACAACACAACACAACUUUCCUGCCCAUCUUGGCUCAAAAUUCAUGUCCAGAGGUUCUCUCCUAGUUAACUACGGCCGAAGGAUACGGAGAGCUAAUAUCCCAAUUGACUACCCAAUCAUUGACAUGAUAUGGCAAUUCGCUUCUCCCUCUGCUGAAUUUGACGCAAACGAAGGAUCUAUCUGUGCCCUCUCCGUUGUUCGCCAAGAUGAUGGGGGCGUUUUUGUGCAACAAAACGGGAAAGGGCCGCUCGAUAGCACUUGCCUCCAUCGGCUCAGCCCCAUGCACCUUUGGCGCACGCCCUUCGGUGCAUCUCACGCAAUCGCAAUCCGUGUUUCUCUCUUCCCCCCCGCUCCCCUGUCACUGCAGUCCACACAUUGCUGUUCAAUUGGCCCAGAUGUUAUCCAACAGCCGCGAACGCUAAAGCUGCCAGGUACCAUGAACGCCGUGGCUAGCAUCCCUGUCAUGGAAGAAAUGUUCUCGACCGCUGCGCCGCGUGUCGUUUCCCUAUUUUAUCAUUCCCGGGGGCUCCGCCGUGCAAGAUCGAGACAUCGACGAGGACAAGCAUACCACAACACUUACAACAGCACACCAUUCCGAGGCGCCCGCGUCAGCUACCCAGCCAUAAGAGUUGUCUCCUUCCCAACUUGGCCAGCGGCAUUAGCAUCUAGAUUUGCACCGCACUCGUGCCUCGUCCCAUUGGUGUCCGCCUCGUCCCACGCGGUAGUUACCUAUAUUUACCCGGAACCCCCAUAUUGGCCAACCCAUACUAGAACCGGAACUGUACCGACUGCAAGAGGGUCCCCAACUGAUGUGGUUGGCUGCGUGUUGCAUAUAUUCGCAGUGCAAUUGUGCAUAGAGAGAGGAUCCUAUAAUACGGGUUACCUCUAGUGUGCACUUGGGAAGAUUCGGUUACAACAUCUGCCUGUCAACGACGUCAGCUCUCUGUCGACCAUCUAUAACGAGUCCAGCUA